AGACAGUGAAUGCUGACAGCUGGCUGUCAAACUGUCGCUGUCGUUGUCAUACCCUCGAUUUUUCCGAUUUUCCUUCUCCCAUUCCCCUCUCUAACCUACACACUGCUAUCCUCAAAUGAUACUCAUCGUGACCGCCCUCGUGGCCCUGACUCUGGCCCUCUACCUCUACCAUGUCAAUCGUGGAAUGACUCUAGUCCCUAAUGAGGCACUCAAAUUCUCACCUCAUCGCUGGACCGUUGAAGGGAUCAAGAAAGCCUAUGAGCGAAACACUGACUCUUCCGUCGACGUGACCCAGCAUCUGCCCCCUAAGCAGAACCGUCGCUAUGUUGUUGUUGGUGGAUCAGGCCUCGUGGGCAACUGGAUCGUCACCCACCUCCUAGCCCGUGGUGAAAACCCAGCAGCAAUCCGCAUCUUGGAUCUCCAGCCACCUCGCAAGGGAGUCCUAGACCAGGGCGCUGUCUUCAUCAAGACCAACAUCACGGACAAGACAGCAGUCUCUAACGCCUUUACGCAACCCUGGCCCAGCAAGGAAAUCGAGCAACUCCCACUAACCAUCUACCACACCGCAGCCGUCAUCCGUCCAGCAGAGCGCCACAAGGCCCUACUUCACCUCUGUACUACAGUCAACGUCGGUGGAGCUCGUAACGUGCUCGAAGCUGCAAAGGCUGCAGGUGCGAGCUGCUUCAUCGCCACGUCCUCUGGCUCUGUUGGACUGCGACGAGCGUCGUUCUGGAUUCCGCCAUGGAUUAACGCGCCAAAGCGUCUGGUGCAAGUGCUGAGCGAUCGAGCUAGUGACCAGCCCAAGGAGCACGACAAGUUCUUUGGAAACUAUGCUGUGUCGAAGUACCAAGCGGAAAAUCUGGUGCGUGGUGCGGAUAGCGCGGAGUCGGGUUUCAGGACGGGCUGUAUUCGUCCCGCGAAUGGCAUCUACGGUAUUGGUGCGGAUGGCAGUGGUAGCAUUCUUGGACUUUACUUGCGAAGCAGUGGUAAUCCUACCUGGACAGCACCAAUCAUCCAAAACUUCGUUAACGCCGAAAACGUCUCUAUCGCCCACCUCCUCUACGAGCAGCAACUUGUCUCUCCAAUCUCAAAGAAGGACAUCGACAUUGGCGGCCAAUAUUUCGUCGUCACAGACCCCAACCCUCCUGUCAGCUUCAGCGAUGUCUACCUCUUGCUCACCACGCUCUCCAAAACGCCCAUGAACUUCACUUACGUCUCCGCGGUCCCACUAUUCCUCAUGUCAUAUGCUGUUGAGUUCUAUGCCCUCAUUCAUUACCGCUAUUUGCCGUGGUUGUUGCCCCCUCUGUCCUGGGACCUGGCGCAGUUGCAGCCUGCUUUGUUUUCUGUGUCUAAUGUGCACACUAUUGCGGAUGAUUCGCGUGCACGGUUGAAGCCGGAGCAGGGUGGAUUGGGGUAUUCUGCGCCUGUUAACACGCUGGAUGGGAUGUGUAAGGAGGUGGAAGCGUGGAAUCGCAAUGUCACCAAAGAUGCGUGAUUGCAAAUUGCAGAGGGGAUGAAACGUUGUAUGAUGUCCUAAUAAAAAUAACAGGUAUUCAAUGGAUACCAAUCAAGUGCGUACAAAAAUCAAAAUAGUAUUGAAGAAUAUCUAGUAAUACAAGACUCCGAAGUAUCUAUCCCCAACGGCAACAACAUCUUCCAAUGAGCGUUCUCUCAUCCUGAUCCAAGUAGAAAGUACGAGAUCAACUAUUCGUCAUAUCCACCCAGUGCGGAUAAUAUGUCUUGACCAAUUCAGCCACCGACUUAACUUCCAAGACCUCCGGGCAUCCGGCCAACGCACGACGCACAUUCUCCGUUCUAAACAGGGCCAUAUGACCGGGACUUCCGCC
This is a messenger RNA of Aspergillus glaucus CBS 516.65, 1847 nucleotides long. Its product is annotated as putative 3-beta hydroxysteroid dehydrogenase/isomerase family protein. Lineage: Eukaryota; Fungi; Ascomycota; Eurotiomycetes; Eurotiales; Aspergillaceae. Bases 116 to 1495 code for a protein of 459 amino acids. Gene Ontology annotation, molecular function: 3-beta-hydroxysteroid dehydrogenase [NAD(P)+]/C4-decarboxylase activity; 3-beta-hydroxy-Delta5-steroid dehydrogenase (NAD+) activity. Gene Ontology annotation, biological process: ergosterol biosynthetic process. The transcript is spliced from 3 exons. The record is from RefSeq and is a predicted model, not a curated record. Gene Ontology annotation, cellular component: endoplasmic reticulum.